AUGGAGGAUUAUUUGGGCGAUCAUGGGGCGUUGGAUGAACCCUACUUGGGAUCCGUCAGCCAGCAGUGGAGCGUGGGAUUCUCCUCGGAAUCAGGAGAUGGGGAUCCUGGGAGCCUCGAUUGCCGAUCCAUGGGUUUAACUCCUUUCUUCCACACGACUGAGAGUAGCUUGAUUCAACUGGACUCUGACACUCUGUUCUUCCCCCAAUCAUGGUGUUCCUCUGAGAUUCCAUCCUCCACCGUGGAGACAAAGCAGGUAUGCGCCUCUCUUCUCCCAGAAAACGGCGUAUUGCCCGGUGAGGCCUGAUCAGAGGUUUGUCUCCUCCAAGGUGGGCUUCUCCCCCCCGUCUUCUCCCACCCGUGAACACAGGCUUCCCCCGCCGCCGUCAGAAUCCUCCGGCAGCCCUGUCUCAGGUUCCUCCGGAUUGACGACCCCAAUUCAAGCGAGGGUCAGAUGGACGAAGGGCCUCCAUGAAUGCUUCGUCAGGUCCGUUAAUCAGCUCGGAGGCGCAGACAGUAAGUUACAUAUAGUGAUUUACUCGUAUAAAAUCAUCAUUCCAGAUGAAUUCUCCUUCUUUCAGCGAAUUUUCGAGGAACUGUGAUUGAUAUCUCGGACCCAUUUCAUCGAUCAUCAAUCGCCCUCGCCUUGGGUUGACCUAAUGACCCGGCAAAUGAUUGAUCACAGGGGCGACUCCCAAGAAGAUUUUGGAGCUGAUGGAGUCGGACGGAUUGACGGUCUAUCACGUGAAGAGUCAUUUGCAGGUCAGCGUCUCUUCCGGCACAGAAACCUUCUCUCCGUGGUUUCCAAUGAUCUCGAUGGCAGAAGCCGAGAACGUGACGCUUGAAUCCAAACCCUUUUUGCAGAAGUAUCGGAACUCGAAGUGCAUAUCGGAGCCUCCGCGAGGUGAGUUUCUUGAUGAACCGCGCUCUGAGAAGUCUCUUCAUCAUAGUUUUUAUAAUUAUGUGGAGAUUACUUAGUUCCCCUCCAAUCUUAGAGAGAGAGAGAGCCAUAGCGACUGCAAUGUGGCAACCAAAAGGACUGAGCUUGGCUACCGAGAGAGAGAGAGAGAGAGAGAGAGAGAGAGAGAGAGGGUUUUAGUUUAAAUUUUAUUUUUUUCUCACAGUUGCAGGCAAGAGGGUCCGUUCAAAUGGCGUGCAACAGCGCAACGCCAAGGCGUGAGUCUUCACCUCCUUCAAUCCCCCACCCCCAUCAGAUCUCCAACAAUUCACGCCUCUUUCUUCUAGAGAAUUGCAGGUCUUUGAAGCCCUACAGCUUCAGCUACAACUCCAGAGGCACCUUCAGGAGCAACUCAAGGUACCGAGCAUCCACCACAUUAUCCAUUCAAGAUAUUAA
This is a messenger RNA of Spirodela intermedia, 1353 nucleotides long. Lineage: Eukaryota; Viridiplantae; Streptophyta; Magnoliopsida; Alismatales; Araceae. The record is from the annotation of a GenBank genome assembly.